CCCGUGCUGGAGACACCCUACUCCAAGCGGCGACCGGGCCGACAUGUAUGCACCAGAGAACAAGUAGUGCCUGAACGAACGGUUGAGACGUACAACAAGCCUUCGUAUAUUCCUUACCAGAAAGCUUGCAACGAUCACUCUGGGAUGUGUAACGCAGUGCGAGUUGUCUACCACGAAGCGUACCGCACCGAACAGAAGAUGCAUUUUAAGAAACAGACUACGUUUAUUUGCUGCCCUGGAUGGAUGCAGGCUCACAAACACCAGCAUGGCUGUCGAAAAGAACUCCCAAAGCAAUUUUACAAGCUUUCUCCUCUAUGUCUGCAUCUCAAUGCUCCAUAUGCACGAAUCCAUGUUUGAACAAAGGCUCGUGUGUACAACCACAAACAUGUUCGUGUUCACCGGGCUUCACAGGCCCACAAUGUGAAACAGACAUUAAUGAAUGCAGAGAAAAGCCAUGUGAUCACACAUGUGUUAAUACGAAUGGAAGUUUCCAGUGCUAUUGCCAUGAUGGUUUUGACUUGCAAGAAGAUGGUAGAACAUGCCGUAGCAGAGGAAACAUCACUGCCACUGAAGCCAAAGAUCUGUUGGACUAUGAGUUGAUCUCACAAAGACUGUUACGAUUAGAAGAAGAAAUGCACACCAAGAAACAAACAUCACCAACCGCAGAUUUAUCCAUUAGAGAGUUAACAAAUAAAAUUGAGUCCAUGAUGCAACGGAUUCUCGAUCUACAAGACCAAUUGGACAAUGUUGUAAGUACACAGUAUGAUUUACAACCAUAA
Gryllus bimaculatus (two-spotted cricket) is the source of this 779-nucleotide messenger RNA. Lineage: Eukaryota; Metazoa; Arthropoda; Insecta; Orthoptera; Gryllidae. The record is from the annotation of a GenBank genome assembly.